AUGCUGUUUGGGUCUGUUUCGGCAUUGUUUGAGGACGUUGGGAAUGGUGCGAUACCAGGUAGGUUGGAUAGGGAAAGGCUGACCAUAUCUUUCUGGCGGCUGAUCCAAUUUCUGUCUUGGUUCCGUGUAGAUCUUCUGCAGAUCCAAGGAAUAAAUGGGACUUUUUUACCCUUGGCGUGCAGUCUAAGAUAUCUUGCUUGCAGGCUGCGGCACCGAGAUGUGGAGGGCAGUGAAACACUGCCCGCACAUGGAAACAUACCUGCUCCACGAGGGCACCGUUCGGGUAAACUGCCCAAGGAGCGGCCGACUGGAACGGAACGUGGGGAUGAAGCAGACGACAUCCUGUCGUGCAAGCCUGAAAUUGGCAAGUACGCUCACUUUAAGGAUGACGUUGUCUUAGUUUGGAGGUUUGCCAGCCUCAUCCACGGGUUCGCGGUUGAGGUCGGCGAGCGAUCCCUGGAGAAGUCUUCUGCCAAGCACGACACGUUGUACAAGAAGGUUCUCCAGGGCAUCCGCCUCAUGCACCUUUGCGAGUAUCACUAUGCCGAUGUUGUGUUGACUCUCGCUUAUGCGAGUGUCUACUUCAGAAGUGCCUUCAACAACAUAGGCCAGAAGAUGAGCGACUAUGAGGCUGCCCACGUUUGUGUUCUCUUGAUCUACUUGGCCCACUCCUUCCUGCUGGAUGAGACAUGCCCACUGAGGACCGUUUAUGGGGUUUAG
Messenger RNA from Symbiodinium pilosum, 720 nucleotides. NCBI's taxonomy places the organism in Eukaryota, Dinophyceae, Suessiales, Symbiodiniaceae. The record is from the annotation of a GenBank genome assembly.